Messenger RNA from Fusarium keratoplasticum, 1578 nucleotides. RefSeq names its product MFS domain-containing protein. Lineage: Eukaryota; Fungi; Ascomycota; Sordariomycetes; Hypocreales; Nectriaceae. Gene Ontology annotation, biological process: carbohydrate transport; transmembrane transport. Gene Ontology annotation, molecular function: carbohydrate:proton symporter activity. The coding region runs from base 1 to 1578 and encodes 525 amino acids. Gene Ontology annotation, cellular component: membrane. The record is from RefSeq and is a predicted model, not a curated record. The transcript is spliced from 6 exons.
AUGGCAGGAAAAGAGUCCGGCAGCCAUGGGGCAAACGACAGUUUGUCGCCGGCUCAGCGACUGAAGCACUUUAACGGGAUGCUUGUUUUCAUCAUGAUAUACUUGGCAUUUUGCGCCUUCAACUUUGGCUUCGAUGUCGGAACGUUUGGUGGCGUCCAAGCUAUGCACAGCUUCACCAGCAUGUUUGGCGAGUGCGACGACAAGAACGUUUGUGCUCUUCCUGGAUGGCUUUCUUCAGUCAUGACAGCUACACCUUUUCUCGGCAAAGCAGCGGGUUGCAUCGCCUGUGGUUGGAUUGCUGAGAAAUGGGGACGUCGAGCCGCCAUUCUCGGCAUCUGCCUUGUCUCUUUUGUCGGAGUUGCUCUUCAGACGAGCGCCACUACAGCAGCCCAGUUCACCAUUGGCCGAAUCAUCACAUUCGGCAUGACGGGCAUGGCCAUCGUCGUGAUUCCAAUCUACUCGGCCGAAGUCUCCCCCAAGGUUCUUCGUGGAAUGUUUGCUUCGACAAUCCAGGUCAUGAUCAUCUUUGGUCAGGUCAUCUCAACGCUCGUCACCUACGGCACCAAGAGCAUGCAGAGCGCCUCAGGGUGGCGUAUCCCCAUUGGUCUUCAGCUUCUAGUGCCCGCCAUCAUCUUCUGCCUCUUGCCCUUCUUGCCAGAGUCACCUCGCUGGCUGUUGAGCAGGAACAGAAGGGAUUUGGCCGUGGUGAGCAUGAAGAAGCUGAGAAAGUCUGCUACCGAUGAGGAUAUCCAAACUGAGAUUGAGGCAUUGGCUUAUGCGCACGCUCAUGAAGAAAAGGGCACCUGGGGAGAGGUAUUUGAUAAGAGCAACCGCGUUCGAACUGGCGUUGCCGUCCUGGCCAUGUUUGGCCAACAGAUCACAGGCCAGGCGUUCCCAUCCCAGUAUGGCGUCAUCUUCUACCAGUCUCAGGGUUACGGUGAUCGCUCGUUCCUGUUCAAUGUCAUUUCCAACAUCAUUGGCAUGUUUGGUGUCAUUCUCACCUGGUUCUACAUCGAUACCACGGGACGCCGGCCGGUCAUCAUGGUCGGUGGUUUCCUGAUGGGAGUGUUCCUCAUGAUCCUGGGAGGCGUGGGAUCCAUCGACGCGAAGAGCAUCAACCACCAUGAAAAGGAACUCAUGGUGUCUUCUCUUAUGCUCUUUCAAUUCUUUUACAGUCUGUCGUGGGCUCCAUGUUCAUAUGUUGUCCUCUCAGAAACGGCCGCGCUUCGUCUCAAGGAAAAGACCAACCUCUUUGCGAGCGUCAUCUCUGUGCUGACAACCUUUGUCACCUCAUUUACCAUGCCAUAUCUCAUCAACGCCAAAUAUGCAAACCUUGGUGGAAAGGUCGGCUUCAUCUAUGGAUCCAUCAACUUUAUCAUGGUGGUGGCAACCUUCUUCUUCAUCCCUGAGCUCAAGAGCAGGACCUUGGAGGAGGUGGAUCAGCUCUUUGCCAGCGGAGCGCCGUUGAGAAAGUUUAGUGCGAUCAGUACCAAGUCUGCCACAGAGAUGUAUGAGGAGGAGGUUAAGCAGGGUGGUGCUGAGGUGAAUGAGAGGGUUGACAAAGUGGAAGUGGCCUAA